AUGGCGCAAUCGUUCUUGAAAAACUACUUGGGCUUUGGAAAGUCGGCGCCAGCGGAUGACACUGUCCCUAUCAGGGCAUUGCCGGCCUCAUGGUACACCUCCCAGGAAAUGUACGAGCUGGAAAGACGAGCGAUCUUCUCUAAAAAAUGGCUCCUGAUCACCCACAAACUGAGACUGGCCAACCCAGGGGACUGGCUACGAUAUGACGUGGCUGGCUUCCAGUUCAUUCUGUGUCAAGAUCGCGACGGGAACAUCAAUGGCUUCCACAAUGUCUGCAGGCACCGUGCUUUCCCAAUUGUGACCGAGGAGAAAGGUCACAACAACAUCUUUGCUUGCAAAUACCACGGCUGGUCGUACGGCCUCAAUGGCAAGCUCGCAAAAGCACCAGACUAUCAAGACCUACCCGGGUUCGACAAGUCAAAGAACGGUCUUCUGCCCAUCCAUAUCCAUAUCGACCACAAUGGAUUUAUUUGGGUUAACCUGGAUGGUGGUGCGAAGCCCGAAAUCGCCUGGAACGAUGAUUUCGAAGGAGUCGACAAGCAAGCCAGGUUCGAACACUAUAACUUUGAUGAAUACCAAUUUGACCACAGCUGGGAGAUGGAGGGUGACUAUAACUGGAAAAUCCUGGCCGACAAUUACAACGAGUGCUACCACUGCAAGACCACGCAUCCGGAUAUUCCCACCAUCGCGGAUCUCAGCUCCUACGGCGUCGAGACAAAGGGCGGCCAAAUUAUCCAUUACGGCAACCCAACGCCAGAACAGAUUGCUCGUGGUCUCAGGGUGGCUGCCACCUACUUUUUCCCCAAUGCAUCCUUGAACGUUUCGCCGCACUUUUUCUUCAUCCAGAGAUUCGUGCCCAGUGGUCCGGUCAAGUCAACCAUGAAAUAUGAGGUCUACAGAAACAAGAACGCUAGUGAUGAGGAUUUUGAAUUGAUUAACCAAAUCUACAAGAGGAUCAUGUCCGAAGACAAGUACCUCUGCGUCAACACUCAGAAGAACCUCAACGCGGGGGUCUUUGUCAAUGGCGAGUUGCACCCACGGAUGGAAAAGGGCCCUCUUUUCUUCCAGAAAACAGUACGCGACCUGGUGCAAGCCCACCACAAGCGAGAGACGGAUGCACACGAGGAGAUCUGGCCGGCUCGACAGACUCUGCCGAAAGCCGACUUGAACAGCCAGAAGGACGUGGCUUUCUGCUCUGCGGAGGAGAGGCUGGCACACCUGGAAGAGAAAUUAGAUCUCUUAUUAAGUGGUGGCCUGCCGACUCAUGCCACGCGUCAAGAGCAGGCACUCGAAGAAACUGCCGAUUACUCAGAGAAGUCGUACUCAGUAACUCCUCCAGCACGCGAACCCAGCUAUUCUACUAGCCAUCCUUCUUCGACCCUCGAAUUCGACACCGAAAAUGCGAAUUUACGCCCGCGCCCAUCCGACAUUGCCGUUGGGCUCGACCUGUACUUCAAGUAUUGCCACAGGCAACCGAUCUGGUGCUUCGGGCGUGACGAAGUCGGCGAUCAUGGCUCUCUACCCGAAGAACUUGCUUGCAGUAUCCUCGCGCUGACUUCCCGCUUUCCUCCAAAAUGUGAUCAGAUGCAGCGCUAUGGCAAGAACGCACGGAGUUUGAUCAUGCUUCGCAUCGCCAACGGUACCGUGGACCUUGCGACCAUCGAGAGCUUGUGUCUGCUUUCGUUCUCUUUCUUCCUAGGCAAGGAUCUCUGGCUAGACGGAAAUAUGUCACUCGGCCAAUUCCACGUCGGUCUUGCUUUCCAACUUUGUCGAUCCGCCACGCUGGACCUCGAAUCCAUCUACACCGUCGAUGACGCGACCACGGAGCGCAAGAAAAGGCUCUUUUGGAGUCUUCAAUUACUUGAGCAGUCUUUCGGCCGACAACAUGGGCUUUUGAGUGUCCCAACAGAGACGUGGCGACCAUCCUAUUCUUCAAGUGGUAGAAGUCAGGGAUCUAACAGGGAGGUCGACCAAAAGGCCCCGCCUCUACCCAGGGAUGACUUGGGAUGUUCAACGCCCACUGAGCCGGGGAUCUGGAACACAAGCGUCCAGCUGGGCUGGGUGUGGAGCCGGGUAAGAAAAUACGUGUCUAACUGUGCUCACAAUAUCUGGAAGGAACCCUGGCGGCAUGACUCGAUGUAUGCCAUGGUAACCUCUGACUUCAUGGAGACCGAGAACAGGAUACCCAUCUGCCACCGAUACGACUCGGUCAAGUUCUACGAGCGUAAAGUGGAAGAGCUGAAGGUCAACCGGGACUAUUGGGCGCCGUGGCUGAGGGAGCAGUUCACAUACCAUGUAAUCCCUACAGUCUUGAACCACCCAUUCCUCUACAUUAUCGGCGCACAACACAAUCCGAACUUGGCAAUUCCAAAUACGUUCUGGAGGAGAUCUUCCGAGCUCGCGCUGUUACACUCGACCUGGCUUGUUCGCAUGAUUGACAUGGUCUUGGACAAGCAAAUGCCACUUGUCGAUCCAUUUUUCGGACAUGUGGCGGCGAUUGCAGCUACAGUGCAUCUCUAUUAUUGUUGUGCGGCCGAUUCCAGGCUGAAACAUAAAUCAAACACGGACUUUGCAAAAUGCAGGAGGUUUCUGAAAAGCUUUGUACCCUUUUCACCGGCCUGUAAAGCUUUGGACUCUAAUCUAGACAAGAUGACACGAAUUGCUGCCGGUUCGGAGAGCAUGGAUGUUGAAGACUGGAUGCCAUCCAAAAUCUAUCUGAGUGUGCCCUUGAUGUGGGAUAUCCUCCAGUUCAAUUGUAUGGCAGACUCCCGAGAACCACCGACAACCGGCUUGCUGGAUGCUUCGCUCUCCCCGGCGGUGCCCCAGAAAUACGCAGAGGAGAGCUCAACCCUGGAGAUCAUUGUCGCCACCUCGCCUGAAAUCAGCAUCAACACUGCCGAUGGAGGGCAAGACGCCCCGAUAUUGUCCUACAGGGCUCCUGUCUCUUCAGCACAAGAGUCUGCACAGAAGAAUGUCUCCAAUGAAAUGUCUGUCGAGCAAGCAGACAGCCUUACGCUGAACACCACUCCCUGGCUGUGGGCGGAUCCUUCACAGUUCGUCGGCAUGGGAGAUAUGGGGUAUCACGACUCGCAAUCCACCAUGGGCGAUGCUAGAGUUGCGGCAUGGUGGGAGGUCGAAAACAUUGGUAACGUCAUGUUUAAUCACUUUUAG
Molecule: messenger RNA, 3171 nt
Organism: Fonsecaea multimorphosa CBS 102226
Lineage: Eukaryota; Fungi; Ascomycota; Eurotiomycetes; Chaetothyriales; Herpotrichiellaceae
Exons: 6
Coding region: 1-3171 (1056 amino acids)
Molecular function (GO): 2 iron, 2 sulfur cluster binding; iron ion binding
Source: RefSeq, a predicted model, not a curated record